GAACCGGAUGUGGCACCCAAACCAAACAUGGCACCUGUUUCAGACGUGGCACCUGCAGCGGACGUAGCACCUGGAGCAGACGUGGCACCCGGAGCGAACGUAGCACUUGAAGCGAACGUAGCACCCGAAGCGAACGUGUCACCUGCAGCGGACGUAGCACCAAAACCAAACAUGGCACCUGAUUCAGACGUAGCACCUGGAGCAGACGUAGCACCUGGAGCGGACGUAGCACCUGAAGCGAACGUGGCACCUGGAGUGGACAUAGCACCUGAAGCGCACGUGUCACCUGCUGCGGACGUAGCACCACCUGAAGCGAACGUGGCACCUGAUUCAGACGUGGCACCUCCAGCGGACGUGGCACCCGGAGCGGACGUAACGACCGACUCGGCGAAGGAGCCACGGGGCUCCCCGGACGCUGCGGGGGGCGACGUGUUGGUGCUAUUCAGCAUGCGCGUCACCAACAUGCGCUUCAGCGAGGCGCUCUUCGACAGGGAGUCCGUCGAGUACAGGGACCUCGAGAAGAAGUUCCUGGACCUGCUGGUGCCCUACAUCGGCGCCAACUUGGAGGGCUUCAAGCAGCUGGAGAUCGUGCGCUUCGAGCGUGGCAGCGUGGUGGUGCGCAGCCGCGUCACGCUGGCGCGGGGGGCGACCGUGCGCCUUCGCCGCCACCGCCACGGCGCCGGCGCCGGUGACGGUGACGCCGGUGACGCCGGUAACGCUGGUGACGCCGGUGCAGCCGCCACGCCGCGUGCCACCCUGCUGUGCCUGCUGCGGGAGCUGUGCAGCGCCGCGCCGGCGAGCGCCGACAUCAACAUCGACCGCAACUCGCUCGACGUGGGCGGCGAUGACGACGGAGGAGACACAGGAACAGAGCCGGAGGAGCCGGAGGAGGCGUGCCGUCUCGUGCGGUGCGACGAGACGUCGCGGUGCCGCGUGAGCGCCGACGGCCGCACCGCCCGGUGCGAGUGCCGGCCGGGCUACGUGGCGGUGCCGGCGGUGGAUGUCGGCGGUGGACCCCCGUGCCAGAGGGAGUGCCCGGAGAACUCGUGCGCCGCCAGAAGCCGCUAGCCAUGCCGGUGACCCCUACUGCCGCCGUGGUGGCGACGGUGGCGGCGGUGGCAGCGGCGGUGACGGUGGCGGCGGUGGCGGCGGCGCUGGCGGUGGCGGUGACAGCGGUGGCGAACGUGACGGGGGAGCCACCGAGCGUGACGAUGACCACAACCGGCGCGCGACGGACCGUGACGAGACGAACUCGGGUCGCGGACCGACAUUGUUCGCUAGAGCCGGGAGACCACCACCAACGCGGCAAAUUGCCCGUCCGUUGUGGCUAUAUACAAAACAAAUUGAGUUCACUGAUUGGCUGAGCUGAGAAUACUGGGGGUCAGUGAGCGGGGAGCGGGUGCCCCCCCCACCACCAAUGUCAACGACUCGGCGUGACGAUCUCUCCUCUCUCACCUCUUUACUCACCUCUUUCCUAACCUCUCUCACCUCUCCUCACUCUCAAAUCUCUCCUCUCUCUCCUAACCUCUCUCUCCACUCUCACCUCUCUCACCCCUCGCUCCCCUCUCUCUCCUCACUCCCCUCCACUCUCCCUCCUCUCCCCUCCGCUGACGCCGGGCCGAACUCCUCCGUUGCGCGUCGCCGCGAGAUGAAACGAAACCCCGAAUUAAGCGCGAAACGCAUGAAAAAUGCAACGCGGCUUCGUACCCUUUCGGGCGACAAUACGAGGAGGCUGUUGAAGUCGUUCAAACGCCAAAUUGGACGCCGCGCAAAAAAGCAUGGGUCCCUCGUAGAUGGAAGCGAUUAACGCUUUCAUAUAUAAAUUCCCUUUGUGCUGCUCGCCUUGUCGGCCAUUGUACUCUGACGUCGGUGGUGACGCGAGGCCGUAGCUCUGCUGUGGGCCAAUCGGUUUCAAAGGCAGUGCGUGACGUCAUUGUCAGAGCACGUUCGUUUGCAUGUUGUGGCACAAGCAUGGUGUGUGUGGCUAAUGCGGACUUCUUGAUGAUGCCGUGUAAGUGACAAUAGCUGUUUGAACAUCUCUCGUGUUAACUUUGUCACGUUGUGCUUAGUUUUGAUUGUACUUUCCCGACACCUCCGAUAAGCAUGGUUGGCUACGUACGGUGCGAAAGAAGUUCAACGUAUACACAUAGACUCCAAGGCCGUAAUUAUAAUAGAAAUUGGGGGGGGGGACAUCCCCCCCAAUAUUCAAAUAUGCUCAAAAUGUCCCCCCCCCCCCAAUAUAUUGCUAUAAAAAUAAAGAAUUGCUAUGCUGUGUAAAUAAAAAUAACAAUUUGCUAAAACUUGGCCAAAAUAUCUGGACUUGUCUUCAUAGAAAUCAAUACAUAGAUUUCUGUUUAUAGGAUUGUGGUUAUAGUUAUAUUUUAUUAAUCCAUAAUCUCUGCCAUUACAUUCAAUGAUUGAAGAAAUGUUUAAAAAGUAAAAACAGAGCAAUGUAAUACAAUACACUAUUAGACAUUAUUGUCAAAAUAAAUAAAAAGUCCAUCCCAUGUGUUAGUGACUUUUUAAA
Molecule: messenger RNA, 2527 nt
Organism: Lethenteron reissneri (Far Eastern brook lamprey)
Lineage: Eukaryota; Metazoa; Chordata; Hyperoartia; Petromyzontiformes; Petromyzontidae
Product: interphotoreceptor matrix proteoglycan 1-like
Biological process (GO): visual perception
Source: RefSeq, a predicted model, not a curated record